This is a messenger RNA of Oncorhynchus mykiss (rainbow trout), 3890 nucleotides long. The record is from RefSeq and is a predicted model, not a curated record. Lineage: Eukaryota; Metazoa; Chordata; Actinopteri; Salmoniformes; Salmonidae.
CCUAACUGCUGUUGGUGGAUGUAAGGAAAACUACAGGCGAAUAUCCGUCGAAUAUACAACCUGAAACUAACUUUACCUCGGUGCUAAUCUUCUGUCUUCAGAUCAGAGAAGGAGGAGAGGAGAUGAGAUUAGAUUUAGGGCAGGCGUUUUUAGUCUAAACUAUUGAGAUGGACUUGCUCCGCGAAUUUAUUAUAACUGAAGCACUAUUCUCAGGCCCCGAUGUAGCACAACUACCACGGUUGAACGGUAGGUUAAGCAUGCAAACUAGAACUGUCUCCAACACUUAAUGUUUGGACCUUGGAGCUCAUAUGUAUAGCAGCGCCGCCUACCAAUACAGAAGUGGAUACAAGUUUCCCCCGAAGUAACCACAGCUGUUGAUACCUGCAGUAUAUCUGCCAACCUGGUCUCAGAGCAUUACGUAUUAUUCUGUAUGUUCCGAAGCAAUCCAUUUAGUAUGAUUUUUAUUUAUUUAAUUUUUAUUUAACCUUUAUUUAACUAGGCAAGUCAGUUAAGAACAAUUUUUUAUUUACAAUGAUGGCCUACCUCGGCGCCACUUGUGCGCCGGUCUAUGGGACUCCAAAUCACGGCCGGAUGAUACUGUAUGUUACGUUUCGCAUGACAGACAUGGAUUUGGACCUGGGAGGGAUAUUUCUAGAGAAUAGCACCUAUAACUACGAUGGGGACUAUGUUUAUAAAGAGGAAUGCUCCCCUGAAGAUGGCGUUGGAGUGCGUUUUGGCACGGUGUUCCUCCCAAUGCUCUACUCCCUGACGCUGGUCCUGGGGCUAGUGGGUAACGUGUUGGUCCUGGUGGUUCUGGUCCAGAGGAGGCGGAGCUGGAGCGUGACGGACACCUUCAUCCUGCACCUGGGCUUGGCCGACACCCUGCUGCUGGUCACCCUGCCCCUCUGGGCUGUUCAGGCCACUGGGGAAUGGAGCUUCGGGACCCCCCUCUGCAAGAUCACUGGAGCCAUGUUCACAAUCAACUUUUACUGUAGCAUCUUCCUGCUGGCCUGCAUCAUUCUGGACCGCUACCUGUCCGUGGUUCACGCAGUCCAGAUGUACUCUCGCAGGAAGCCCUGGAUGGUGCAGGCCAGCUGCCUGUCCGUGUGGCUCCUCUCCAUCCUCCUCUCCAUCCCAGACUGGCACUUCCUGGAGUCUGUGAGACGAGACAAACAGGAGUGUGUCCAAAACUACCCGUCUCUCUCCCAGUCUGGGUUUGACUGGCGUCUGGUCUCCCGCCUGCUCUACCAUACAGUGGGCUUCCUCCUCCCAUCUGCCGUGCUGAUCUUCUGCUACUCCUGCAUCCUGUUGCAGCUGCAGCGCGGCUCCCAGGGCCUCCAGAAGCAGAGGGCCGUCCGGGUCAUCCUGGCCCUGGUGCUGGUCUUCUUCCUCUGCUGGACUCCCUACAACAUCACCUUAAUGGUGGACACCUUUCAGGGGAGGCCUGGGGAGCCUGUUUCUGGGUCCUGUGAGAAGGGGAGGACAGCUCUGGAGAACAGUCUGGUGGUUACGUUCGCUCUAGCCUGCCUGCACGCUUGCCUCAACCCAGUGCUCCAUCUCGGACUGUGUAGAAACUUCCGGCGACGCGUGCUGGAUAUGGUGAGGUGUGUUGAGGGGGUGCAGAACGAUCCGAAACUCUCACUAUGGGAUUCAGGUGUGGUUGAAGACUCACCUGACCAAGCAGAGGAGAUGGGGACGUUGAACACAAUGACAACCAUGGGACAGGUACAGUCCACCCAGAGCUGAUGGGUAGGAAGAGGAUCCUAAUGACUAAUAUAGUAUGUCUUCCUGCCUUGAGGGGAAGUUGUAUGGGUCAUGGGUCUGGGGACUGGUGGGUGACCGUAACCUGGGUCAUGAGAGAAAGACAUGCAUAGUAGAAAGCCCCUUAUGAGGACUGCUUUCUUUGAAUUGCACUUUAAUGGAUAACGCUCACACUAAAUGUAUAUUCGUAUAAAGUCAGUGGGUUGUCUGAUCUUCACGUUUUGUUUUACCUAUCGAUGUCGUCUGGCUCUGUAGAAUCUGUUGGAAAGAUUCAUGCAUUAAUUAUUCAAACCUAUAUCUAUUGUAUUAUUAUUUUUACAGAGCACUUCACUGAAUGUAAUGGAUUUUAGAGUAAACAAUGUUCUCAGCAGACACAUACAUCCUACAUAUUUAUUUGGAAUGUGAAGCUAAACCAUUUUAUUUGGCUCUAUACUCCAGCAUUUGGGAUUUGAAAUCAAAUGUUUUGUAUUAGGCGAUGGUACAUCAUGUCACCUUUUAUUUGAGGGUGUUUUCAUACGUUUCUGUUUUACUGUUUAGAAAUGAAUGCACUUUAUGUAUCUAGUCCCCCUAUUAGGUGUCAUAAGUAUUUGGACAAAUUCACUUUAGUGUGUUAAAUUUAGUCAAAAGUUGAGUAUUUGGUCCCAUAAUUCUAGCACACAAUGGCUACAUCAAGCAUGUGACUCUACAAACUUGUUGGAUGCGUUUGCAGUUUGUUUUUGUUGUGUUUCAGAUUAUUUUGUGCCGAAUAUAAAUUAAUGGUAAAUAUUGUAUUGUGUCAUUUUGGAGUCACCUUUAUUAUAAAUAAUAAUAGAAUGUGUUUUCUUCUAUAUUAAAAUGGCUACCAUGAUUACGGAUAAUCCUGAAUCAAUCGUGAUUAAUGAUGAGUAAGAAAAUUACAGAUGCACAAAGAUCAUGCCCCCAAGACAUGCUAACCUCUCGCCAUUACCAAUAACAGGGGAGCAUAGGAUUUUCUUAGGAAUAUGAUAUUUAUAUAUCUGUAACUUUCUCACUCAAUAUUAUUCACGAUUCAUUCAUAAUUAUCUGUAUGAAGAAAUCCCAACAUUUUCUCACAGAAUAUUACAUUUUUAGUAGGACUUGUAUAUGUUACUGUUCUAUUGUGUAACUAUAAUGUUAUAUUAAACAAGUAUAUCCUGUUAUUGUAUUAUUCCAUUACUGUGUAUAAUUAAUGAAUAAGAGUAUUUUUACCUUUUUACAACAAUUGUUUCACUUUUGAUUUCCUCAAGUCGGUGUCACAAUAUCCUGUAAAUUGACCCACUCUGGGGAAGCCCGAUGUUGUUUUUACCCUUUCUUUUGACUGGUUUUAACGUGUCUGACAGCAGGAUGAGACAGGGUUUCCCACUCUGUCCCAGGAAUCCCAGGCUUGAGUUAAUUUCUUUGUUGCAACAGGCUGUUUAGGCCUUUGGCAGGCCUGAUGACACACACAGCCAUGGUUAGUGACAUCAUUGGUCAGAUGUGGUGGGAGAGGGAGACAGUAAUAUUCCUCUUUGUGACCUGCUCCCUUUUCACGGGUCUGUGUCCUCAAUAUCCGUCUGAAUACACCACUGUUUGUUUUACUAAGAGAGGACUGUAGUAGGCAUUGUCAACCAGAUGAAACUGUGGGAGAAGGUAAGAUAAGAGCAAACAGAAAUGAAGGAGGUGGGGAGAGAUGGAGAAGGAGAUAUAUUGCUGGUUUCAGCAGCUGCGGUUACCUAGAGGGAAAUGUUCAUCCGCUUCUGUAUUGUUAGGCACUGCUCUUUUUCAUAUGAGAGCCAAGGUCCAAACAAGAGGUGUUGGAGACUUCUAGUUUGCAUGCAUAUUCUAGGCUACACCAGCAGCAGUUGUGCUACACUGCGCCUGACAGAAUAGUGCUUCAGUUAUAUUAAAUUCGUGGUGCAUGUCCAUCUCAAUAGUUUAGAAUAAGGACACCUCCUGCUCUAAUCUCAUCUCCUUUCCUCCUUCACUGAUCUGAAGACACAAGAUUAACUUACAAAAAGCAACAUGGUUAUGCAUACAUAAUUAUUAUGUAUUAUAUACCUUAUGGCCCAACCUGGUCUCAGAGCAUUUUGUAUUACUCUGUAUUUAAAUCUGGGACGCUCAAUUUAUUAUGAUAUGUUACGUUUAGUAUGGUA